GUAACCACCAGCAACCAAGAUGGCGGCGGUGCUGCUGAGCGAGGCGGAGAAAGUGUAUGUGAUGCAUGGGGUGCAGGAUGAUCUGCGAAUUGAUGGUCGUGGAUGUGAAGAUUACAGACACAUUGAAAUCGAAACAGAUGUUGUAUCAAACACAAGCGGGUCUGCAAGAGUGAAAAUUGGUCAUACAGGUGUUCUGGUUGGAGUUAAAGCUGAAAUGGGAGCACCCAAGCUGGAGAGACCUAAAGAAGGCUUUUUGGAAUUUUUUGUGGACUGCUCCGCUAACGCAACUCCUGAGUUUGAAGGGCGUGGAGGAGAAGACCUUGGCACAGAAAUCGCAAACACCCUGUACAGAGUGUUUGAUAAUGGCAGCAGUUUGGAUUUGACAGCCUUGUGUAUUACUCCCAGGGAACACUGCUGGAUCCUCUUUGUGGAUGUACUGCUGCUGGAGUGUGGUGGCAACCUUUUUGAUGCAAUCUCCAUUGCAGUAAAAGCAGCACUUCACAAUACCAGAAUCCCAAAGGUCAGAGUUCUGGAAGAUGAAGAAGGUUCAAAGGAGAUUGAACUCUCAGAUGAUCCCUACGACUGUAUUCGCCUGAAUGUGGAAAGUGUGCCGUGCAUAAUCACACUAAGCAAAAUUGGUUACAGACAUGUGGUGGAUGCCACCUCCCAGGAGGAGGCUUGUUGUAUGGCCAGCUUGUUAGUCUCUGUCACUGGCAAAGGGACCAUCACUUGCUUCAGGAAAAUUGGAGGAGGCAGUUUGGAUCCAGCAAGCAUCUUUGAAAUGUUGGAGACAGGAAAACGAGUGGGAAAUGCUUUACAUGUAUCGUUACAAACCACUUUGGAAAAAGAAGAAAGUUUAGGAAAGAAACGUGAAAAGGUUGGAUUUCUGGGUUGAAUUUCAAAAUGUAAAUAUUUUUUAUAAUAAAAGAUUUGUUUAUU
Callorhinchus milii (elephant shark) is the source of this 939-nucleotide messenger RNA. RefSeq names its product exosome component 7 (gene exosc7). Gene Ontology annotation, cellular component: nuclear exosome (RNase complex); cytoplasmic exosome (RNase complex). NCBI's taxonomy places the organism in Eukaryota, Metazoa, Chordata, Chondrichthyes, Chimaeriformes, Callorhinchidae. Gene Ontology annotation, biological process: U4 snRNA 3'-end processing; nuclear mRNA surveillance; nuclear polyadenylation-dependent mRNA catabolic process. The record is from RefSeq and is marked provisional.